GGACAUCAAUGAUUCUUUUAUUUCAUACAAUUAUUCAAUAAAUGAACACAUUUUUUCUAUUUAUCAUUUAUUGUUGUUGUUAGAUUAUAACGUCACCAACAGUGGCGUGACGAUCGCUAGAUUUGUUACUCACAACGUUUCAUAUCCCUCAUAUUAUUCUAACUAAAUAAAAACAUCAGUAACAAACUAGUGAGACGACACAAUUGUCUGAUAGUUAUUUUAAAUAAUAUUUAUAAAAACAAUUGAUUUAAUUUGCGUAAUUAUUGACGAUUUGAAAAGAAGAUUAUUUAUAGAUAAGUUAUUUAUUGAAACGUAGUAUUUAUGUAUGAUUAUUUUUAUAUUAUGUGCUGAAAUUGAAUCAUAAGUGUGAAUAAAAGAGCAGUUAUUUAAUUAAGUUGUGAUUUGUUAUCUAUAAAAGUUACUUUUGAAGCAAUGAAAGUCAGACUGAUUUUGAUUAUUAUAAUUUUUUGUGUUAUUGGAAGAACGAGGUCGAAGUCUUGGAGAGAUAAAAAUUGGAAUCGAUCACCAGUGAUUUUUAUUCCAGGAGAUGGUGGAAGCCAAGUUGAAGCUAAACUUAAUAAAACUACUGUUCCACAUUACCUUUGUGAAAAAACAUCGGAUUUUUUCAAUAUUUGGUUGAAUCUGGAGCUGUUGGUGCCUAUCAUCAUUGACUGUUUCAUUGAUAACAUGAAAUUAGUGUACGACAAUAAAACACGAACUACAAGUAAUACACCAGGUGUUGAAAUAAGAAUACCAGGUUGGGGUGAUUCAUUCCCUGUGGAGUAUUUAGAUCCCAGUAAAGCAUCACCAGGAUCUUACUUCAAAGACAUUGGAAAUAUGUUGGUUAAUGAUUUGGGAUAUGUUAGGAAUUUUUCCCUUAGAGGGGCACCUUAUGAUUUCAGAAAAGCUCCAGAUGAAAAUGGAGAAUUUUUUGUUAAACUGAAAAAUCUCGUUGAAGAAACCUACAUCAUGAACAACAAACAACCAAUAACCUUGAUAGCCCAUAGUAUGGGUGGUCCCAUGAGUCUAUUGUUCCUUCAAAGACAAAGUCAAUCAUGGAAAAAUCAGUACAUCAAACGUUUAAUAACUUUGGCAGCUGUAUGGGGUGGAUCAGUUAAAGCACUAAAAGUAUUUGCAGUUGGUGACAAUUUAGGUACUUAUGCAUUAAGAGAAAGUAUUUUAAAAGAUCAACAGAUCACAAGUCCUAGUCUAGGGUGGUUGACUCCAUCAAGUCUUUUCUGGAAAGAGAGUGAAAUUCUAGUCGAAACACCGCAUAAAAAUUAUACUUUAUUGGAUUUACAUCAAUUUUUUAUAGAUGUUAAUGUGCCAAAUGGAUGGGAAUUCCGGAAGAAUAAUGAAAAGUUUCAAAAUGAUUUUACAGCGCCUGGUGUUGAGAUUCAUUGUUUGCAUGGAGUCAAUGUCAGCACUAUAGACAAAUUAUAUUACAAACCCGGAGUGGCAAUGAACAGUGACCCACAGUUCAUCCUUGGAGAUGGCGAUGGAACAGUCAAUUUAAGGAGCCUCGAAGGAUGUCUCCAUUGGCAGACUAAACAAAAACAAAAGAUUUAUUAUAAAACUUAUGGCAGCGUUGACCAUAUGGAUAUUCUAAGAAAUAGGCAGGUUCUAGAUUACAUAGAAGAUGUGAUGAAAACUUGACUCGUUUAAAUACAUUGUUUUUUAAAAUGUAUUUUAUAGUUAAUUAUUUUUAUAAAUUGUUAACGAGUUCCAUUUUAUCAAACUAAUGAUGUAAUUAAAGGUUGAAAACAAAGUAGGAUAAAUUAAUUGUUUAUUACAAGUGUGCAAUUAAAAAUUUGAAUUUUGUUUUAUUUAAUUUUUGUAACAAAAUAUUUUAGCUAUUGGCUCUCUAUUUUUAAUACUCAACCAUGAAACCUCAUUUUGUUUGUAG
Messenger RNA from Chelonus insularis, 1906 nucleotides. RefSeq names its product phospholipase A2 group XV-like. The transcript is spliced from 6 exons. Gene Ontology annotation, biological process: lipid metabolic process. The record is from RefSeq and is a predicted model, not a curated record. The coding region runs from base 433 to 1656 and encodes 407 amino acids. NCBI's taxonomy places the organism in Eukaryota, Metazoa, Arthropoda, Insecta, Hymenoptera, Braconidae.